AUGCCGCAAUCAGCUUCGUCAGUGGAUUUCUCCAAUCUACUGAAUCCUCAGAAUAGCACGGCUUCUACCCCUUCCACGUCGGUCGACACCACCAACGCCACUUCUAGCCCGUCCAGUGUUCAGUCCAACACAAUGGCUACCUCUGCGAGUUUAUUACCGCCCGUGAUUAAACACAAUGGCGGGCGACCGGGGGGUGAGGAAACCCGCCAGGACCUUCCCCGACCGUACAAGUGUCCUCUUUGCGAGCGUGCCUUCCACCGCCUGGAACACCAGACCAGACACAUCCGCACGCAUACUGGAGAGAAGCCUCAUGCUUGCCAGUUCCCUGGGUGCACAAAACGCUUCAGUCGCUCAGAUGAGCUUACCCGCCACUCGCGUAUUCACAACAACCCCAACUCGAGAAGAGGAAACAAGGCUCAGCAUCUCGCGGCGGCUGCGGCUGCUGCUGCUGCGGGCCAGGACAGCAAUGCGAUGGUCACCAACCCGGGCUCUUUGAUGCCCCCUCCUAGCAAGCCGAUCACUCGAUCUGCCCCUGUCUCUCAGGUCGGAUCGCCCGACAUUUCUCCUCCGCAUUCAUUCUCCAACUACGCGAACCACAUGCGCUCUAACCUCAGCCCUUACUCUCGUACGAGCGACCGGGCGUCAUCUGGCAUGGACAUCAACCUUCUCGCCACAGCUGCCUCCCAAGUGGAGCGUGACGAGACUUUCGGAUUCCGAUCCGGUCAGCGCAACCAUCACAUGUUUGGUCCUCGUCAUGCCAACAGAGGUCUUCCUUCUCUGUCCGCCUACGCCAUCUCGCACAGCAUGAGUCGUUCUCACUCGCACGAGGAAGAGGAUUCGUAUGGGUCACACCGCGUUAAGCGCUCAAGGCCCAACUCGCCCAACUCUACCGCUCCUUCUUCCCCCACAUUCUCACAUGACUCGCUGUCUCCCACUCCCGACCACACACCUCUGGCUACUCCUGCCCACUCUCCGCGGUUGAAGCCCAUGUCUGCCAAUGAACUGCACUUGCCUUCUAUCCGCCAUCUAUCACUCCACCACACCCCGGCUCUUGCGCCCAUGGAGCCUCAGCCUGAUGGUCCCAACUAUUACAGCCCCAGCCAGACUCAUAACGGACCCAGCAUCAGCGAUAUCAUGUCUCGACCGGAGGGUGCGCAGCGAAAACUCCCCAUUCCUCAGAUGCCCAAAGUGGCAGUUCAGGACAUGUUAAAUCCAACCGGGUUUUCAUCAGUCUCUUCCUCAACCGCCAACUCAAUAGCUGGCGGUGACUUGGCUGAGCGCUUCUAA
Messenger RNA from Aspergillus calidoustus, 1287 nucleotides. Lineage: Eukaryota; Fungi; Ascomycota; Eurotiomycetes; Eurotiales; Aspergillaceae. The record is from the annotation of a GenBank genome assembly.